UAUUUUUUUUUCUUCCAAGUGACAAAAGGGGGUGUGGGGAUUUUGAUUUCUCUUGUGAUUUUACAAGUUGGGUAUUGUAAAAUCUGUUUGAAUGGUAGUAACAGUACAAGAUUUGGAAUUUUCUUGGAAAUUUGAUUAUUGGGUUGUUGAUUGGAAGGUAAAGUUGCAAUCUUGGAAAAAAAUUGGGAAAAAAAAGAUGACAUCUUCAGCUGUAAAUUUGGUGAUGACAGUGAUUGGGUUUACAGUGAGCAUUAUAUUCAUAGUAUUUGUGUGUACAAGGUUAAUUUGUGCAAGAAUUCAGUACUUGACAAGGAGGAGGUCUUCUGCAUAUACUUCUAGAUCUGAUCUUAGCAUUUUGGAACGUGGUUUACAUGGUCUGGAGCCUCUUGCUGUUGCCAACUUCCCUACGAAGAAGUACAGUGAUGCAUUUUUUUCAUUUGCAGAAGAUACUCAAUGCACGAUUUGCCUUGCUGAAUAUCGGGAGGAAGAUACAUUACGUAUUUUGCCAUUAUGUGGACAUUACUUCCACGCCACAUGUAUCGACAUAUGGUUUCAGCAGCACUCUACAUGCCCUGUUUGUCGGAUUUCCUUGCGCGAGACUGCUGACAAAAAGUGCUUCUUGCAGCCCUUGUUUAGUUCAGCUGUCCGAUCUCAAUACACGAUGGACACCCUGAAUGUUAAUUCGAACCAAUGCUCGUCAUCUGGGCAGAGGCUUUCUUCAAGAUCACACGACAACCAGAGAACGAACCCCACUACAGCAAGUGCAUCAAAUGCAUAG
This is a messenger RNA of Solanum verrucosum, 778 nucleotides long. Its product is annotated as RING-H2 finger protein ATL67-like. The record is from RefSeq and is a predicted model, not a curated record. NCBI's taxonomy places the organism in Eukaryota, Viridiplantae, Streptophyta, Magnoliopsida, Solanales, Solanaceae. The transcript is spliced from 3 exons. The coding region runs from base 92 to 778 and encodes 228 amino acids.